CGGGAGUGGCUUUAUCUGAGAAAAAAGACAGCAGCAUACCUCAGUUGAAUGAAAGAAGCUGGCGAGCUCGAGUCGAGGGGGACUUAAGCAAACUUUCUAUCCUUCACGCACCAUGGCGUACGCAAUGUAUUGGGCGCGCAACAAUGGAGACACUUCAUUUCAAAAACAAGAAUACGCUCCACAGACAUCAAGGUUCAUGUCUCAGCAGGUCACACCCACCACAACAUCUCAGGUCUCCACAGUGAAACCUGCACAAUAUGAGAAAGGAGCUACACAAUCGUCUACAGCAGCUGCGACUGUCAAAUCCGGCGCUGGAGAUCCUGCAACCACCCAGAAAGGAUCUUCUCAAGUCAAACCUCAGGUCACAGAUUCUAAAUCAACACCUGCAUCUUCUGCUAAAGUCUCAGCUGUGAGCUCUGGGACUGGAGUUGCUGGUACAACCGGUGGAGCAGGAGUGAAACCAGCAGAUCCUGCAAAAGAUACGCCUCAGAGCACCACCAUUCCUUCAACCAAACUGGGACCUGCUAAGGUGGAUCCGGCUGCUGGGAAGCCCUCUGGCUCAGCUGGUGCCCAAAAACAGACAAGUGCUCAAAAGGUGCAGGUUGAAGUGGGUCCUUCAGCAGCAAAAGUCAGUGCAGAUGCUGACGAUCCGUUUGAUGCCCUGUCUGGCACAUUACCAUCAUCACAACCUUUGGCUCCUAAAGUCCACUACACUGGACCUGAGAUCAAAGAGCCCAAACUGAAAUCAGAGAAAGGUGUUUUGUGUGGUGAGCGAGAUGACACGCUGCCGCCCGGAUACAGAAAGGAAGACCUGGAAAAGAAGCAUGGAGCUGGAGUUCCAGCUGGAGUUCCGGAGAAGCCUAAAGAAGUUCCCAAGCCCAUAAGCACAGAUGAUGCACUGGAAUCUCUCUCCUCUACGUUUGUGUCUCCAGCUCAAGCUGCUCCAAAGAAGACAGACGUGAAAACUGAAACAAUAGGAGCAGUGGAUGUUAAAUCGGCAGGCACCACUAACUUUGCUCCCCCUCCACCAUCUCAGCAGAAACAACCGGCGUCGUCUCAAGCUGCUGCUGUAACCAAAUCACCUGCUCCACCGGCAGACAAGAAAGCUAAAAUGGAGACUCAUGCACAACCAGCCAAAGCAAAGACAGAGUCGGACAGCUCCAUAUCGCUGGACGCUCUCGAUGCUUUGAGCGACACACUGGGGGCUUCUAAACCACCCCAAAAAUUACCAGAACUCAAACCUGGACAGAUAGUUGAUGAGAAGAAACAGACCUCAGAGAAAGGUGUUCGUGUUGGAGAAAGAGACGACACACUUCCACCACAAUACAGAUUCAAAGAGGAAGAUCUCAAGAAAUAUCCUCCACCUGCGAAAGAGCCUUCACUGAACACAGAUGAUGCGAUGGACAUACUUUCAGGAGAUUUCACGACCCCUGCAUCGGCACCUGUUGUCAAAGCUCCUGUUCCUCCUGCACAGGACACAAAGAAGCAUGCUGCAGUGCCUGAGAAGACCAAAGAUAUUCCCAAGACUAAAGCUGAUGCUCUGUCAAGUGAUUUCGUGGCUCCGGCACAUUCUGCUCCUAAGGUUUCUUCAGCUGCUCCUAAAACCAUCCCUCCAGGCCCACCACAAACCCCAGAUGAGGAUCCUUUCAGUGCUUUGGGCGACACUCUUUCUGCCCCAGAACCACCAAAAAAACAACCUGACCUGAAACCUAAGGACAUCGUACAUGAGAAGGAUGUGACGUCAAAGAAAGGAGUUCGUGUUGGAGAAAGAGACGACACACUCCCACCAGAAUACAGAUUCAAAGAGGAAGAUCUCAAGAAAUAUCCUCCUCCUCAGAAAGAUCCUUCCUUAGAUGCUAAUGAAGCUCUGGAUAUUCUGUCUGGGGAUUUUACAACUCCUUCCGCACCAUCGGCUGUUUCCCCUGCCUCUAAAUCCUCUGCCAAGUCUUCAGAUUCAGCUUUAGAUGCUCUUGCUGGUGAUUUCGUCGCUUCUUCUUCUGCGUCUUCAGUUCAUUCUGCCGUCUCUGGCCCCCCACGCUCCGACAGACUGUUGUCAGACGGAACCUCAUCAGCUCUAGAUGCCCUGUCAGAAACUCUGGGAGACAUUAAAGCAGCCCCUGAACCCGCCCCUGUCCUACCUAAAACUGUCGUUAAGGAGAAGACGGUCAUAGAAGAGAGAGUGAGUAAACCGGGUGAGAGAGACGACUCCCUUCCACCAGAUCAGCGGUUCACUGCGGAGGAUCGCAAGGCAUUUGAAGAAGCAAAGAAGAAAGACGCCAAACCAAAACAGCCAUCAAUGGACGAUUCAGCGGCUCUGGACAUGUUGUCUAGUGAUUUUUCAGAUGUACCGACUGUAAAGCCCACUGUAUCUGAUGGCAAAAGCUUCACCCCUGAACCAACACCACCAACCUUUAAGGCAACCGGUCCGGUUUUAGACAAACUGGCAGACAACGUGCUUUCCAACCUGACUGACCCCAAAGCCAAAGACAGCAAAGCAAAGGGAAAGGGGGCGAAACCAAAGUCUAAACCAAAGAAACAGGCAGUGGAAGACUCUUCAGCCACAGAUCUGCUGUCCAGUAAACCGAGCUCAGAUGUGGUGCCUUCAGCUUCCACAAAGGCUGGAAAAAGAUAAAUUACAAAUUUAUGAUGUGUCAUCCCUAACACAAGAAACCAUUAAAGGGAGCUGCUCGGACAAGAAAAAUAUUUUAUGAUGGACAUGGAAUGAAACAAAAAUGAAAAAAUUAUAUAUAUAUAUAUAGAACUGCACAGAGACACUUACACGUUCUUAGAGCCCCCUUCUCUUUUCUUCUAAAGCAAAGCAAAAAUCAUAGCGAUCAUUAAUCUCUUCAUGGCUGACAGAACAUGUAUAUACAGAAUGGUGUUUACAUCGAGUGCAUGUAUGGUUCUCUGGUCAUUAUUCAAUGGUAAAAAAAAAUAAACUAUGCCAUGUGUGUGUGUAUAUGUGUGUGUGUGUGUGUGUGUGUGUGUGUAUAUAUAUAUAUAUAUAUAUAUAUAUAUAUAUAUUAAUCAUCUAUACUGGGGGUCUCUAGCAUCUUCCUGUGUGAAGAUCUGUGGAGACCCUUGUGUACAGAGAUGGUGUAUACUGUAGGUUAUAAAUUUGUUUACAGUCAGUACAGAAAUGGCAAUGGAUUACCGUGAUUAUGAUGCUUUUUGAAUGCUGUUGUAUGUCUGGUUAAUGACACUAGUCAAAAAAAAAGGUUUGCUUGGGAGGUGUUUCUUUUAUUUUUCGUUUCCUGAAGUGCACUUACAAGGAUGCUUUCGAAAAAACAAAUGUAAUAACUUUGCAAACACUAAACGUGCCUGUCGUCAUCAUAAGUGUUAGAGGAUCAUUUGGAAAACUUUUUAUUUUAGUUCCACAUGAAUUUGGAGAUUGUUGUAGGUUACAAAUCAAUUUUAAAUGUAUUUUACAGUAUAGGUUGAAAGGUGUUGCAUUAGAAGUGGUGGGGAAAACUGAAUCUUUAGCUUUUUUUUUUUCAAUCGGUUGUGUUGGUUUUAAGGGUGGCCACAACAUUGCCGUUAUGGACUUUAAAGUGUUCAUAUUACAUCCAGAGCUGAUAGAAACCAAAGUAUGACCUUUGAACCCAGCAGUUUCUUCCAUAGGUUUUGCUGUUCCUUAAUGUUUAACAGAUGCAGACAGGUUUUCCUGGAGCAUUUAGAGAUGUUGUGUGCUAUUAAUUGUAACAGGACGGUAUUUUUAAGAAGGGAUUUUUAUUCUUUAAAACAACAAAACAAAUUUGAACUAAUGAAAAAUAUAAGACCUUUUUGUUUUGGAAUAUUCAGUUCUUUAAAUCUUUAUGCAAAUAAAGAUGUAUUGAUGAUUGCG
This is a messenger RNA of Danio rerio (zebrafish), 3844 nucleotides long. NCBI's taxonomy places the organism in Eukaryota, Metazoa, Chordata, Actinopteri, Cypriniformes, Danionidae. The record is from RefSeq and is a predicted model, not a curated record.